UAUCAUAAAAUGGUCCUAAAUUGGCAAAUGGUGGGAGCGAUGGUGCUGCCAAACAUCGGCGGCUGGGCGGGCGCACUCUCUAUGAUAGGCGAGGUCACCUCUGCGGACGGCAACGCAUGGUACGAGCGGCUCAGGAAACCCACCUGGACACCACCCAACUGGGUGUUCGGUCCAACCUGGGUGAUAUUGUAUACCGCUAUGGGAUACGCGUCUUACUUGAUAUACGAAGACUGUGGAGGAUUUACUGAUGAGGCGGUCAUCCCUCUAGGACUCUACGGGGUACAGUUGCUGCUCAAUUGGUUCUGGACACCAGUGUUCUUUAAACUACACCAAAUGGGAUGGGCUUUCCUUCAGAUGUGCAUACUCGAUGGGGUGACUAUGGCGUGCAUAGCCAGUUUCUUUGACAUAAACAAAAUGGCCGCUGCAUACAUGGUGCCUUACCUGGGCUGGCUCGCCUUCGCCUCCUGUCUCAACUACUCCUUCUGGAUGAUGAACAGAGAAGACAUAGAGAAGAUGCCUUUGAAAUAGAGAAUAUGUUUAGAGUCAAAGUUUAUAACAUUAAAACAUUGACCUCUUAUA
Bicyclus anynana (squinting bush brown) is the source of this 579-nucleotide messenger RNA. Its product is annotated as translocator protein. The record is from RefSeq and is a predicted model, not a curated record. NCBI's taxonomy places the organism in Eukaryota, Metazoa, Arthropoda, Insecta, Lepidoptera, Nymphalidae. The transcript is spliced from 3 exons. Gene Ontology annotation, cellular component: mitochondrial outer membrane. Bases 10 to 528 code for a protein of 172 amino acids.